Acanthochromis polyacanthus (spiny chromis) is the source of this 907-nucleotide messenger RNA. RefSeq names its product upper zone of growth plate and cartilage matrix associated a (gene ucmaa). Gene Ontology annotation, cellular component: extracellular matrix. Bases 85 to 483 code for a protein of 132 amino acids. The record is from RefSeq and is a predicted model, not a curated record. Gene Ontology annotation, biological process: embryonic skeletal system development; regulation of osteoblast differentiation. The transcript is spliced from 5 exons. NCBI's taxonomy places the organism in Eukaryota, Metazoa, Chordata, Actinopteri, Pomacentridae.
CCUCAUCUUCCUCUCCUCUCUCAGUUGAGCUCUGUUAGGCGUGCUGUUAAGUCCUGUAGAGUUUUUGCUUCUUUCUCUCUCAUCAUGUUCUGGACUCGAGUGUUGGUCCUGUGUUUCCUCACCACCUUCCUCAUCCUCACCUUUUCCAGUGUGGUGGAAAGCGCAGCAGUACGGGAUGAUGCCAAACCCGCUGAUCCUCAAGGUGCUGCACGUCAGGUGUUCAUGCCAGAGUCAGACGCCUCUAACUUCUUCAAACGUCGCACUCGCCGUUCAGUCCGAUAUUAUGAGCUGCAAGCUGAGCAGAGGGUGAAGAUCGCAGCCAGCGAGCGAAGGAGGGAGUAUAACGAGGAGCAGAGGAACGAGUACGAGAACUACGCUGAGGAGGACCGUGAUGAGAUAAAUGAGAGAUCAAGGGAGACCAAUGAGCAGCUGCGAGAGUAUCACUACGACGGCCUCUAUCCUCGCUACUACUGGUUCCACUGAGCGUGCUCCAUCGCGUGGAUAGCUGGGCUGCAGCACCUCUCAGUGUCGCAGAAAUACUACACUCACCUUCACCCUGUACCAAAGGUGAUGCCUGACACAUUGAGAGCAAGUGCUAAAGUUAUCUCUGUACUUGUCCUACUUUAAGGUUUUCUUUUUGCUUUAUUUUUUUAUACAACCUAAACUGUGCGAUAUGAUGUCAAACUGUAAAGUGUAUUCAAAGUGCAGUUUUUGUAUUGUAAGUUAAACACUUUGCAUGUUUGUUUUUUACUGCCUUUUAUAUGUACAUACAAGAUAUACAAUACUACCUUGAGGUACUGUAUUAGCAACAAUAAAUCAGUCUUUUAUGUACACACAUGCCUGGUUUUGCCAUAAGAAAGUUGUCUUUUAAUAUUUGCAAACGGACAAAUAAAGAGGAGUUUCCAGA